AUGAUGAAGCUUGUCGCUGAGCCAGAAGGUCUCGUUGAGAUGCUAGGUCAGCCUCCACAAGAGGCUUUGACUCCGCCCAAAGAGGAGAAAGCCCAGGCCGCUGCCACGACCGAAGAGACGGACCCACGACCGGUCCUUCACAGCGUCUUGCCUCGCAGAGCAUCACUUGUCGAUGAUGCCGUGCCGGGAAAACGCGUCGAGACAGCAGCAUCGUCCGAGACUGCAGUGGAGCCACAGGCCAAGACGGAGGAAAUGGACAUCGAUGAAGCCCGGCCUACCGUCUUGGCGCCAUCAAAAGAAGCAUUGGAAGCGUCUUUAGAACCAGAUGCUCCAGUGAAGGAUGCUGUUCAAGAAACCGUAGAAACGAUGGAAGUCAGCUCCGAACCACCCCAGAAGCAGCCCGGGCAGCCCAAGGCAGUUCCUCUUCCCAAUGCGCCCAUCGAAACGAUCGAACGAGAGAAGGGCGUGCCAAGCACGCCUUCUCAAGUAGACGACGAGGACGAUGACAAUUCCACCGAGUCGGACGAGCUGGAUCCGAUGGAUCUCGACGCUCAACGUCGCCUCGAGACCCCGCCCAUUGAAAGUCUUCCCAACUUCGAAUGUCUGGCUUGGAACCGAGACAAAGACUUCCUCCAGUCUUUGCAGUCCGAUUCAACAGUCGACGCCUUCAUUGCCGAGGAGCUUGACAAAGUAUCGCUACUGAAGCUAUCAGAACAAGACGCUGCACGGAAGGCGUAUGGUGAAAGGUACAUGGACUACCUCAACUACACGUUAUCUGACGACCUGGUUGCCACGAAGAGCAGAGAAAAAUUCGUCAGCAAUAUCCCGCCGCCGGAAACGACCAGCAACAUCCCUAUCGUGCCAGAACCAACGAAGCCUGAAGGUCGGGCAUCCGGAAGGCGUUUCGCUACGGAGCUCGACGUUGAAAGGGCAAUUCAGGAAUCAGUCAAGGCAGAGGAAGAGCGCAAGGAACGCGAGGCCAUUGCCCAAAAACAACGUUUCCGUAACGAGAAGGAGGCGAUACCUCCUGACAUGUACUGGACGGACGAGGACCGGAACAAUGAGGACUUUGUGGACAGCUCUGGCCUCAUGACGAUUGACCAGCUCGUGCCGACCUGGAACAUUCUUCCCCCCAUCAACAACUUCACCGCAGAAGAGAACGAGCAAUUCGAACGAGGCUAUCUCGAUAAGCCUAAACAGUGGGGCGUUAUUGCGGAUGGCGUCGAGGGGCGUGACUUCAAGACCUGCAUCCUGUACUACUACUUGAUGAAGAAGCACCUGAACCUGAAGGAGAGAUACAAGAAGCAACCGAAGAAGAGGAAGAAGGCCGGAGGCAGAGCCAAGACUCGUUCGAGCGCCCUUGUCUCAGAACUCGGCAACAAAGAUGCUGAGACCGAAGACAAUCAAGAAGGCGGCGAGAACGGUGAGCGUGCAAGACGACCCAGGCGUGCAGCGGCCCCGACCUUCGACUUUGAGCGACCGCCGACCGACUCUGAUAACGCAACACCUGCCGGGACCCCCGGGCGUCGGUCAGGGAAGAAUAGUGAUGGGACAGAGAAGGUCGAUGGCAGGAAAAAUAGGCGUCGUGCCAAAGACAAGGAGCCCAAGGCACCCAAGGCGGCCCAGACCCUCGCCGCAGCUCCUGCUGCUGCUGGUCCAAACCGAGGAAGAUCGCGAUCGGACUCGCGCGUACAGAACCCCGAGAUCCAGCAACCUGUCACGAACCCUCCGGAGUCCCGACUGCCCGCUCAGCUCGAAGCCCCAUCAACGGGGAUGCAAGCACCGUUCAUGCCCAACUAUUACGUCCGGCAGCGAGACUCUGGUAAAGUGGAAUGGGAGCGAUUUCUCCAGGAGGCCGACAAGAAGAAGAAUCGAGGCGAAAAGCGGCCCGAGCCUCCCCCACCUCCAACACAGACGGGGCGAAAGAAGUACGAUCCGGCAUCAGCCACCCAGAACAGGCCCCUCGCAUCAUCGGCAACCCGAGAACAGGGUCUAGAAAUUGCCCAAGGAAAGCCUGUCGAGAACCCACCUGUUCAGCCGUCUCAGUCACAGCCGUACGGCCGGUUUGCCGUGCCCAUCGCGCAGGCGCCACCUGCAGCAACGCAGCCUUUUGCACAGAGUGUCCAGCAGCCUCCGCUGCAGAUCCAGCAGCACAAUGUGGCCCCAUCAGGCGUCAGCCAGUCCAUGUCGGCCCAACAACCCAACCGCUGA
This is a messenger RNA of Verticillium alfalfae VaMs.102, 2211 nucleotides long. RefSeq lists its product as hypothetical. The transcript has 2 exons. Gene Ontology annotation, cellular component: Set3 complex. Lineage: Eukaryota; Fungi; Ascomycota; Sordariomycetes; Glomerellales; Plectosphaerellaceae. The record is from RefSeq and is a predicted model, not a curated record. Gene Ontology annotation, biological process: regulation of transcription by RNA polymerase II. The coding region runs from base 1 to 2211 and encodes 736 amino acids.